AUGGCAAGCCCAUCCGACACGAUUGUUAUAACCGAUGACGAGAAAUUGCCAAGCCUCGAGCCAGGUAGUUCACGACCUCGGAGGGCCCCUCGCCGUGAUUACAGUUACCGGGAGUUCGAGGACAUGAUCGUUGAAGCGGUCGAUAAUGAGACGGAAACGACACAUUCACGCAAACGCAAAAGGACUGAAACGAAGGAGCUGUCUGCAUUGGUACCAGUUCCUCACAAGGCCUUCUUCUUCCUCAACUAA
Molecule: messenger RNA, 249 nt
Organism: Penicillium subrubescens
Lineage: Eukaryota; Fungi; Ascomycota; Eurotiomycetes; Eurotiales; Aspergillaceae
Exons: 1
Coding region: 1-249 (82 amino acids)
Source: RefSeq, a predicted model, not a curated record